CCGGAAGUGGCGUUGGCAUUUGGCAUGCGCAUAUAUCCGAGGAAGAAAAGCCCCCAGUGUCGAGCCGACAUUAAAACUGUAAACAUUAGCGACCUGGGCGGCUUUAACGUAUCGUGAGGAUGAAAAUAUAAGAUAACGUCAAGGUGUGAGUCCAAACAUUGUUCUUCAGUGCAUGGACGCAAAGCCAAUGCGCAGGGUCACCAGCGCACGCCAAGACGCCACUGGAAUGGACAUCACCAGCCGCUGUACUCUGGGGGACCCCAACAAACUGCCUGAAGGGGUCCCCCAGCCUGCACGCAUGCCCUACGUCUCAGACAAACACCCGCGGCAGACCCUGGAGGUGAUCAACUUGCUGAGGAAACACCGUGAGCUCUGUGACGUGGUGCUGGUGGUGGGGGCCAAGAAGAUUUAUGCCCAUCGUGUCAUCCUCUCUGCCUGCAGCCCCUACUUCAGGGCAAUGUUUACUGGCGAGCUGGCAGAAAGCAGGCAGACUGAGGUGGUUAUCCGUGACAUCGAUGAGAGGGCUAUGGAGCUGCUCAUUGACUUUGCCUACACCUCCCAGGUCACUGUAGAGGAGGGGAAUGUGCAGACACUGCUCCCUGCUGCCUGCCUCCUCCAGCUGGCUGAGAUCCAGGAGGCCUGCUGCGAGUUCCUCAAGAGGCAGCUAGAUCCUUCCAAUUGUUUGGGCAUCAGGGCCUUCGCUGACACGCACUCCUGUCGCGAGCUGCUCCGCAUUGCAGACAAGUUCACCCAGCACAAUUUUCAAGAGGUCAUGGAAAGCGAAGAGUUCAUGCUGCUGCCAGCAAACCAGCUGAUUGACAUCAUUUCCAGCGAUGAGCUCAACGUGCGGAGCGAGGAGCAGGUUUUCAAUGCUGUGAUGGCCUGGGUCAAAUACAGCAUCCAGGAACGCAGACCGCAGCUGCCUCAGGUCCUGCAACAUGUCCGUCUGCCGCUGCUCAGUCCCAAGUUUCUGGUGGGCACCGUGGGUUCAGAUCCCCUCAUUAAGAGUGACGAGGAGUGCAGAGACCUGGUUGAUGAAGCUAAAAAUUACCUGCUGCUGCCACAGGAGAGACCACUAAUGCAGGGACCCAGAACGCGGCCUAGGAAACCCAUCCGCUGUGGAGAGGUACUUUUUGCAGUUGGUGGCUGGUGCAGCGGAGACGCCAUUUCCAGUGUGGAGCGUUACGAUCCUCAGACCAACGAGUGGCGAAUGGUAGCAUCGAUGAGCAAGCGGAGAUGUGGAGUCGGCGUUAGUGUCCUGGAUGACUUGCUAUAUGCAGUGGGGGGUCACGAUGGCUCGUCGUAUCUCAACUCUGUGGAGAGAUAUGAUCCUAAAACAAACCAGUGGAGCAGUGACGUGGCACCGACAAGUACUUGUCGUACCAGUGUGGGCGUAGCUGUCCUCGGUGGUUAUCUGUACGCUGUAGGUGGACAGGAUGGGGUUUCCUGUCUCAACAUUGUGGAAAGAUAUGAUCCUAAGGAAAACAAAUGGACUCGUGUGGCUUCCAUGAGCACAAGACGACUGGGUGUAGCUGUGGCUGUGCUGGGGGGAUUUCUUUAUGCCGUGGGAGGGUCGGAUGGAACGUCACCAUUAAAUACAGUGGAGCGUUACAACCCUCAAGAGAACCGCUGGCACACCGUGUCCCCAAUGGGGACCAGGAGGAAGCAUCUCGGCUGUGCCGUCUACCAGGACAUGAUUUACUCUGUCGGAGGGAGGGACGACACAACAGAGCUGAGCAGUGCAGAGCGAUACAACCCCAGAACCAACCAGUGGUCUCCUGUGGUGGCCAUGACCUCUAGACGGAGCGGGGUGGGCUUGGCUGUGGUCAACGGUCAGCUGAUGGCGGUAGGAGGUUUUGAUGGGACGACGUAUCUUAAAACUAUAGAAGUCUACGACCCUGACGCCAACACAUGGAGGUUGUACGGCGGAAUGAACUAUCGCCGGCUAGGUGGAGGAGUGGGUGUCAUUAAAAUGACUCAUUGUGAAUCCCACAUAUGGUAACACCACCUCCACUACCAAACCCCCCCCACACUCACACGCUCACUUCUCAUCAUGUUGCAACAGGCGCCUCUUUUUCACAAACCCUCGUGCCUCCAAAAGAGACGCUUUUUAAGUCAUGCAAGGAUGAGAGGAAAACAUGGGGGAAGGAGGAGGGACAAACUUUUGAACUCUUGUUCAGCGCCCGACCCCCAAACUCUGGUUAUCUUCAGUCACCAUGAAGUACACUAGGAGAGGAAAUCUGCAGAGUAUCGUUAAGCUCCAUGUUAGGAGAGGGUGCUCCUUCUCCUGUGACCUCCCCAGGUUUUCAUCCUCCUGGCUUCUCUCACCUGGGACAUUUGAAUGGAACAAAACUUGAUUGACUUCGCUGCUGGUGGGAUGAUAUUUUACGUUUCUGAGAGCCUCCAUCGCCUCAACUGUCUCAACAUUUUCUCCCCCAAAUUCUGGAUCGUGACAACUUGAGAUGGAUUAUUUCCUGGAAAAAACAUUGCAAACAACAUUGCUCUCUUGUUCUGUCUCUACUUGGCUUCGGUUGAUGUCUCUGGGCCUCAUCUGUAGCAUCGAACAACAGAAUCGGUCAGGUUGUUUCACUCUGCAUUUAAACUGUCGUCAAAAGGAUUUAAUCUGUCUUCUUCACCACGGGAGAUUAUUUGCAGGAGAAGGAUCUGUAUAAUGAAGUCACAUUACUCAAACAGUUUCUCCUAUUGUUACUGAAUGGGACUGCUGCACUUUACAGGAGGCUACUGUAGCCGUUUGUUACCUUGUUUUUUUACAAAAGAAAUGUCAGUUCAGUAAGUCAGAGUGUAGUUAAAGUAUGUCAACCGGUUCAUUGGAAAGAAUUUAUACACUAUCAUCCAGUCAUGUCUAAUGGUUUAUUGUUGGCUCCAGUGCUGAGAAUCCUAAAACCCUCAGUGUACUUCAAACGAACUAGGUCGUCUCACUGUGUCGAAGCGAAAACGGCAACUGUCGUCAUAACUCCACCUGGCAGCAUCAUGCAGUUUUUUUGUGUGGCUUUACAGUCUCGACAAGGUGAUGUAAAAGUGCAAAUAAGUAUCACGUAUACAUUUUUCAUUGAAGCUGACAUGGUGUUCGCACUUGGUUCUCUGCUUUAAAGUUCAAACCCUGCCCACUUUCACACACACACGUGCUUGUCAGUCGGUCAGUUUUGGAAAAUUACAAAAGCUCUCCCCUGGAUUGUGCUACUGGAAAAUGGUGGGAGACGAUGUUGGACGAACUAACAAUCAUUUAGUUGGAAGCAAACUGAGGUUCUAGUAGUGUCACAGUGUGUGUGAUAUCAUGUUGUCAUGGUAACCUCAGAGGUGAAAAUAUGGGUUUUAGGAGCUCAAAACUGGUGAUAGUCCCAUGAGAAGAACAACACCUAUCAUCCUUUAGUCUAUAUGUGGCUCUAAUCCCAAAUUUAUUAAUUUGUGUUGACAAUAUUCAUUUUAAAAACAGAUCAAGAACAUGUAUACUAUUUAAAUAAACCUUAAAUGAUCCUUAAGUAUCCGUAAAUUUUCUGGCAAACUUAAGUUAAAAAGGAGGAAAUCAUGCAUCGGGACAGGUUUCAGCUGCGGAUCAAUCUACAUUUUAUGCUGUAGUUAGUAUUUCCAGCUGCAGUACUGUGUGAACCGGAUUGAGUU
Molecule: messenger RNA, 3639 nt
Organism: Pleuronectes platessa (European plaice)
Lineage: Eukaryota; Metazoa; Chordata; Actinopteri; Pleuronectiformes; Pleuronectidae
Gene: klhl20
Product: kelch-like family member 20
Exons: 14
Coding region: 173-2002 (609 amino acids)
Molecular function (GO): protein binding
Source: RefSeq, a predicted model, not a curated record